Coccinella septempunctata (seven-spotted ladybird) is the source of this 1117-nucleotide messenger RNA. It is a transcript of the gene mRpL1, whose product is annotated as 50S ribosomal protein L1. Lineage: Eukaryota; Metazoa; Arthropoda; Insecta; Coleoptera; Coccinellidae. The transcript has a single exon. Bases 47 to 1078 code for a protein of 343 amino acids. The record is from RefSeq and is a predicted model, not a curated record.
GAAUACUUGAUUAAUUAACCUUAAAUAAUUAAAAAUAUUCGAAAAAAUGUUAUCGUUAUCUCAAAGGAUUCUAAUUUCACCCCUUGUAAAGUCAUGGAAGGAACCAGUGCAGUUCACGUUAACUCGAAAUUAUGCUGCCCGACGAGGUACCCGAGAAAGGAAGAGCAAAAAAAAAGUUAAAGUUGUUGUGGAAAAGGUUGGUUUCAUUCCACACAACCAAAGGAAUAGGGAAGCGUUAAUGAAAGGUAGGCCGUCCAGAAAGAUAGACGACUCCUGGAUGCGAACACCUACAGACGAAAUUUACUGCACAAAAUAUUUCAAGUGGAAAGUGUAUCCUUUCGAAGAGGCCAUUCGAUGCAUCAGCGAAACACAUCACCUUGACAUGUACAAUCAGCCAAACGCAACGGUACAAGCUGUUAUUGAACUGUACAUGCAAGGAGAGAAAAAGACCAAGUUUGUUGAAGAUUUCAACAGAAUUUGCGGUAUCAAACAUCAUUUUCCCCAUAAUGAAGAAAGAACAAUUGUUGCUUUCGCUAAAGAUAUCGAUGCUCAAGAAGCAGCAAAAGAGGCCGGGGCUCUGUUAGCAGGAGGGGUAGAUUUAAUAAAAAAUAUACAGAAUGGUAAAGUAGUAUUGACAGACUUUGAAUUUGUCGUUUCACAUCCGGACAUUUUACAUGAACUUAGUUCAUUGAGGGGUUUGAUGAAGAAAAAGUAUCCCUCGUACAAAUUAGGCACAAUCGAUGUCAAUUUGGAUGAAGUAGUUGAACGGUACAUGCACGGUGUCAAUUAUAAAGCAGUCAAGGAUGAAUUUGAGAAGGAUUUCGGUGUGAUUGAAGCCCCGAUAGGAACUUUAGAUAUGGAUGCGAAGCAUUUAGAAGAAAAUUUUGGAUCAUUGGUCAAUGAUGUUAUGACUAUGAAACCUAAAAGGGCUGGAGAUUUUAUUCUUAGGACGCUCAUCAAGAGUGCUCCCUCCCCUGAAAUAUUCAAAGUAGACUUUAACCUUUAUUUGCCAAAAACAGAAAAAGAAGUUGGAGAAGAGAAGGAAGUUGAGGAGGUUGACCAAAGUGUAGUUCUUUAAUUUUGGUUGUACACUGAAUAAAAGUUGUAUCAGGUAAAA